AAUCCAUCUAUAGACUGUCAACAACCUCUCAGUUAAUUAUCAACUAUAUGGCACCAGUUUAUGUUUGCUGAUGUUAGAUAUCAUAUACACACUCUAUAGAUUACUAACUCCUCCCCUUUUAUUUUUACAUGUAUUUUAUCAUAUACAGGCUAUAAUCUCAACCAUAGUUCUAUCACCAUUUCAAAGUCAGUUCAUGUGGAAUCUAUUAAAAUAUUUAAUAACAUGGUUUGAAAGGUAUUGAAACAUCAUUUGAUAUGUUGUUGAGAAUCAGUUGAUAGGCUGCUUCAUGACCAUUUAUAGCUUCCCACCAACAACCCCCUUUACAAUGUAUGUUCCAUGUAUAAUAUAAACAUGGCUAUGAAUAGCAAUGUAAAGAUUAAAUCGUAUAAUAACAGUAUAUCUAUGAACGGAAAUAGAAAUAAAUGUCAUAAAUGUUUUCUAAGAAAGAAGUCCAAUAUGCUACUCUAAGAAAGUGGUUUCUUAAUUCCCAGCUCUUAUCUCUGAAAACAGAAAAUGACCUGCCCACACUUCUUAGGGUGUUCAUGUAUGCUGGAGCAAGAAGAUAAAUGCAUUACACUGCGGUAUGUGCUGACAUGAGUCAAUAUUUUGGAGCAAUAGAAUAUAAGGUAUAACCAUGACAGUAUUCCUGUAUUUCUGCGUUCUACUCCAUUUCCUAAGCUGCUCUGAUGCUCAGAACAAUGGGACUAAUGAAAUUUAUGGCAAAGAUGUGACAGCAGUUCCAGAAACACUGCAAGCUACAACCACAGAGGUCUUUUUUGUUCAGAGUCAGAUUGAUAUCAUACCAAAAGGAGCAUUUUCUAAAAACCCUCAACUAGAAAAAAUUCAUUUUUGGGAAACACCUAUAUCUUCCAUAGAAGAAGGUGCAUUUGAAGGUUUAGAACAUCUGAAUACCCUUGAAAUUAAAGGUUCCCAAGUGACAUCUCUUCCUGUCGGUGUUUUUAAGAAUCUGACCAACCUUCGGAAAUUGAUUCUGAAAUCAAGCAAAAUUCAAAGCCUAGAAAAGGAACUGUUUCAUGAUACCAAGAAUCUUGAAAUACUCCGAUUGCAAGAUAACAAGAUUUCAACAAUUGAAGAGGGAAUAUUUGAUCACUUGGAGAAUCUCACAGAGCUUACUCUUGCAAAGAACAAUCUUACUUCCAUCUCAUCUUCCCUUUUUUCAAAACUCAAUAAGCUGAAAAUAUUUAAGUUGUAUGAGAACCAGCUGACAUCAAUGCCUGAUGGAAUUUUUAAUAAUAAAUCAAAUCUGCAGGAAAUAGCCAUUAAUACCAACGGAAUCACACGCAUACAACCAGAUUUGUUUCCAGAUAAAAAUAUCUUGACAACACUGUUAUUAGACAAUAAUCUCUUGACUGAACUUGCACCUGAGAUAUUUGUGGGUUUCUCCGCACUUAAAAAGUUAACACUGAAUCACAAUCAGCUCACCGCUCUCCCCCUUCCUCUUUUCAGAGAAACACAAAAUAUGGCUGAAUUAUUUCUGAACAACAACAAUCUAACAUUCUUACCUGCUGGGAUUUUUCAGUCACUGAAGAAGCUUAAGAAAUUACACCUGUCCUCGAAUCAGUUUUCAACUCUUUCUGGAGAGUUUUUUGAUGGACUGGAGAAACUUUCUGAGCUCAAUCUUCAGAAUAAUCUCAUUGAAUCACUGAAGUCUGAAAACUUCACAAACCUACAAUCUGUUUCUACUCUCAAACUGGAUAACAAUAAACUCAGAACAAUUCCAAGAGAUGUCUUUGAUUCUCUGCCAAAACUGAGGAAGGUAUAUUUGAACGACAAUCCAUGGCACUGUGACUGUAAUCUGCUGUCCAUGUACAAGUGGAUGAAGAAAAAUCCGGAAAAGAUAAAGUCUUCUUCUCCAGAGGUUUGUAAGUACCCUGAGGAUUUGAAAGGCCAAUCGAUCACAUCUUUAAAAGAAGACCAACUGAUAUGUCCCACAACUCCAACCAUUACAACUGUUCCAACAACUGCCCUAAUAAGAACAACUACUAAUUCUGUAGCCACUACAAGUACAGCAAUAACAACUUCACUGACAACAACACCACUCACCACUCCUUCCCUUGCCCCUACAUUAGAAGCCACUCAGCCUACAACUACACCAUCAGCCAUUUCUUCUUCUACAACCGCUCUUAUGACAACCACAGAAAUCCUUACAACAACUGCAAGUUCAACUCCAGUGCCCACCACUAUAACGACAACACUCACCACUCCUUCCCUUGCCCCUACAUUAGAAGCCACUCAGCCUACAACAACUACACCAUCAGCCAUUUCUUCUUCUACAACUGCUCUUAUGACAACCACAGAAAUCCUUACAACAAUUGCAAGUUCAACUCCAGUACCCACCACUAUAACGACAACACUCACCACUCCUUCCCUUGCCCCUACAUUAGAAGCCACUCAGCCUACAACUACACCAUCAGCCAUUUCUUCUUCUACAACCGCUCUUAUGACAACCACAGAAAUCCUUACAUCAACUGCAAGUUCAACUCCAGUGCCCACCACUAUAACGACAACACUCACCACUCCUUCCCUUGCCCCUACAUUAGAAGCCACUCAGCCUACAACUACACCAUCAGCCAUUUCUUCUUCUACAACCACUCUUAUGACAACCACAGAAAUCCUUACAUCAACUGCAAGUUCAACUCCAGUGCCCACCACUAUAACAACAACCACACCACCAACUACUUCAAUCACAGAAGAAACCACUACAUCUACAGCUUUAACAACCUCAUUUACAACAGUUACCGGUCCGGAGGCCACAACUACUACACUCCGUACUACACUCACAACAGGAAAAACAACACCAGCCUCAACCACACUAAGGAAUUUUGCAUGUACUAGUUUCUCCAUCUCUCAAAAUCUAUCUUCUGGCAUGUUUUCCUCCUCACCAGCAGACAGAGCAUCAUCAUGUAAGGUCUUGAUGAUUUUCUACACAACAAUGUUGGUACUAGAGAUCUGCUAUACAGUGGUGCUCGCCAAGGUCACAUACUCACUGUAUUGUUUGUUCCAGGAAAGAGAAAAGCUUUAUUGUAAUGUCAACCUCAUACGCUUCUCCUACACUAAAUCUGUUACACUCAGACCACUCCAAGAAACUGAGACUGUGGCUCUAUGAGACUGUGGUUGCAUACGUAUUCACUGGCUUGGACCUUUCCACAUUUUGUAGUGUUACAGCCUCAAAAUUCAUCUAAUUGGUAUUAUAUGGGGGUGGGUCAAUAUAGUUUGUGAGAAAAAAAAAAGUUGUCACCAGGGAACUAUCAAAAAAAAAAAAAAGUUUGAUAAAAGUUUGAUAAAACUUCAAUUCUUUUUUUUUUUUUUUGAAUUAUCAGCUUCACUGUGGGGAUGGUGUUCUCAUGGUGAUGAUGUUUUUUUUGUUUUGUUUUUUUCCCAUAAAGCCCAGCUUUGUAGAGUGUUGAGGCUAUGGUGCUGUGAACAGCUUCUUCCCUCUGAGCUGUGGAAUUCUCAAUUUCCUUCAGAGUUAUCUUUUGCCUCUUGUUUGUCAUAUUUUGCAUUUUUUUAUUUGUAAUUAUGUGAAAAAUAUUUGAAUGUUUGAAAAUAUUUGAAACAUGUGCUUUCAGAUUAAAACCAAUGAAUAACCUAA
Molecule: messenger RNA, 3613 nt
Organism: Pangasianodon hypophthalmus (striped catfish)
Lineage: Eukaryota; Metazoa; Chordata; Actinopteri; Siluriformes; Pangasiidae
Product: leucine-rich repeat-containing protein 15
Exons: 2
Coding region: 635-3127 (830 amino acids)
Molecular function (GO): protein binding
Source: RefSeq, a predicted model, not a curated record